AUGGUACCCAUAACAUGGUCCUCCGUUGUUUAUACAUAUUAUGGGGAAAUCACCCCUACGAUGAUCAAUGUCACUUCUCCUGUUCUUACACCUCUGGGGGCUAGUCAACUCUAUAACUCGGGAUCUAUCAUUCGCGACCGUUACCUAAAUUCUACCUCCACACAGCUCACUGUUGGACUCCCCGUCAACGGCCUAAGUGAUCAAUAUAUUGUCAAUAACCAAUUACAAGUAUGGACUACUGGUGAUGAGUAUAUCGUCGGGAGCGCGCAAGCUUUCAUGCAAGGACUUUAUCCUCCCGUGACGGGAGUACAAGGAACAGAUAGUGUUCUAGCCAAUGGCACCGUCAUCGACUAUCCUCUGGGUGGUUAUCAGUAUCCCAAUAUUCAAUCGCUGAGUUCAAUGGAUUAUAAUUAUAUUUGGAUCGCGGGGAAUGACCAAUGUAGAACCUACGACAUUGCAACAAAGUUUACAAAGACAUCCCCAAGUUCAACCUCUAUGAUGGCUAGCUCUGAUGAAUUUUAUCUCUCUCUUGCAAAUACCUUCUUCGCUGGCAUCGAUAACUCUCUACUUAACUAUGGCAACGCAAUCAACCUCUAUUACUAUGCACUUUACCAAUAUAAUCACAAUAGCUCUAUUUAUGAUAUGACCAAUUCAUUCGGUCUUCUGGAGACUUUGAAUGGUUUUGCAUCAGAACAGGCUAUCUCUUUUAACACGCCUAGCACGGGGUCCAGUAUUCAAUAUAUAGCAGGUCAAACCUUUGCCUCCAAAAUUAUUCAACAAUUUCAACAGACCAUUUCGAGUUCUGGGGUCAGCGACAAAUUGUCUCUUUACUUUGGUUCCUACGAACCAAUGUUAGCAUUCUUUUACCUCUCAUCCCUCUCAACUUCAGAUCUCACAAGGAAGCGUUUCUCUAAAUUGCCAGAAUAUGGAAGCAUGAUGGCCUUUGAGCUAUUUAGUUAUAUUGAAGAAGCACAAUACAAUUCAUCCAAUUCAUUCCCAGAAGCGACUGAAUUAUGGGUUAGGUUCUUAUUCAGAAACGGAACUUCGGACACCGACCCUUUGACAUCCUAUCCCCUUUUCAAUCUCGGCAAUUCGGAGAUCGACAUGAAGUACAAUGAUUUUGUCACAGAAAUUGGAAAGUUUGCGGUCAAUGAUUUGGACGCCUGGUGCAGUUCUGUGCCUCCAUCUCCUUAUUCUGCGCGGCCAUCCUCAGGUGUCAACGGUGUAGUUGGUGGCAUUAUUGGGGCAGUUGUUACGUUGGUAGUCGUGAUGAUUAUUGCAUUAAUUCUCGCGAUCUUUGGGUUCAGAAUGCACCAUCGUGAGAAGAUAAUUCCUAACGCCGCAGGUGGUGUUGGGAUCCUAAAACGAGGCUCAUCCGCGGGUGGAGGAGGGUUCAAAGGUCCUGAGAAACUCGCGUCUGAUACAGAUCUUAAUAUAGUCAAAGGACCUGGUGUUGGUGCUACCACAAAACACGAAAGAGUCGGCAGCUGGGAAAUGGGUAAUGCACCUAUAAACAAUGGCAACAGCGGCGAAGGAACUGGACCAAGACAGGAAAGACUAGUGAGUACCGCGGAUUACAGCAGGAGAAGCGAAGACGGAAUCGGAAACCAUGAUCCUUGGGGGAAGGGUGUCCAGGGUGAGGACUAUGUUUAA
Molecule: messenger RNA, 1653 nt
Organism: Botrytis fragariae
Lineage: Eukaryota; Fungi; Ascomycota; Leotiomycetes; Helotiales; Sclerotiniaceae
Product: putative histidine acid protein
Exons: 4
Coding region: 1-1653 (550 amino acids)
Biological process (GO): dephosphorylation
Molecular function (GO): phosphatase activity
Source: RefSeq, a predicted model, not a curated record